Cydia amplana is the source of this 1373-nucleotide messenger RNA. RefSeq lists its product as uncharacterized. The transcript has 5 exons. Bases 300 to 1313 code for a protein of 337 amino acids. The record is from RefSeq and is a predicted model, not a curated record. Gene Ontology annotation, biological process: regulation of DNA-templated transcription. NCBI's taxonomy places the organism in Eukaryota, Metazoa, Arthropoda, Insecta, Lepidoptera, Tortricidae. Gene Ontology annotation, molecular function: DNA-binding transcription factor activity; DNA binding.
UUGAACAUGCGCAAAACGAAACGCAAUGUUAUGACAUCAACUUUGACAGCUGCAAUUCCUUAACCAAUUUACAUUUGCUGCUAUUUACUAUUCUUCCGAUUGAGUCACAAUCAAAUUAUACCCCUUAUUACAAAGAGAGAUGUUUUAGAUUCGUCUGGAAAUUACCGUAUCCUAAUUUCCGAGAACGUAAAAUAAUGUUACAAAGCCAUACAUAACCUAUCUUCGUUCACUUGUGAUAAGAAAAUUUGUGAAUAAUAUUGAGAAAUAUUCCAUAGUAAAUAAGAAUUUAAAUAUGAAGAAUGGAUGAUUUAGAGAAGCACGCCUCUUCAUAUCAGCAGGACCAGGAAAUACUGGAUGCCCGAGGCAUCAACAUGACGGUAGAGGAGGUGGCGGGGCUCCCGACCGUGAAGUACUCUGAGAGAGUGCAGUCGCUACAGCUCAACGAAGAGGACUUGUCAUUCCUGAAGGGGCUCCGAAGGCGGAUCAAGAAUCGGUUGGCGUCCCAAAACAGCCGUCGGCGAAGCUUGGAGCACCUGCGGCGGCUGACGCGCGAGCUGCGCAGCGUGCGCGCGCGCCGCGACGCCGCGCUCGCGGAGCGCCGCGCGCUGCUGCGCCGGCGCGACCUGCAGCGCGGCCGCUGUCGCGCGCUGAGGCUGCAUAUAUCGCUGGUCCUACAGGAGCGCUCAGACCCCUCCCAACUUCCAGAGCUAGACGCCCUAGAAUCUCCAACGCCCAAAGAAAUCAAGACCCCCAGCUCCCCAGACCUCAGCGAGAGCUACCGAGACCUAGAAACAGAAACUUUCGAAUGUCGAAUCGAAAAACUAGUCCAAAAGAGCGUCAACCACAUUUUUGAUAAGAAAAAAGUUUCAGCCAAAACCGUCUUCCUAGAUGACAAAAAUUGUUACCAGAACGCCUUUGUUAAGGACAAAAUUUUCGAUGGAAAAAACGGCGCCUUUAUAAAGGACAAAAUUUUCGAUGGAAAAAACGGUGCCUUUAUAAAGGACGAAAUUUUCGAUGAGAGAAAUGGUGCGUUUUUGAAGGACAAAAUUUUUGAUGAAAGAAACGGUGCCUUCAGUGAUUUUGAUGACAGAAAAGACUUUAUAAAGGAUGAAAUUAGAAAUGCCUUUAUAAAUGACAAUGGGAUGAAGGAGUAUGAUAAAGUGCUGAAAGAGGAAAAUGGGGGAGUGUUGGAUCUGUGUGUAAAAGCUAAGAGGAGUCACGGGAGGAAACAGUCGGCGCCGAGGCGGAUCGCGUACGUCGAUGAUUAUAAUGAUGUGGUCCUGGAUUUGAAAAUAAAAAAAGAAAAUCAGUGAUAUUGACAAACACAAUUAAAGUAAGAAUUUAACUGUAACCAAAAAACAUAACAGAUUAUA